Esox lucius (northern pike) is the source of this 2779-nucleotide messenger RNA. It is a transcript of the gene dtx3lb.2, whose product is annotated as deltex E3 ubiquitin ligase 3L2, tandem duplicate 2. NCBI's taxonomy places the organism in Eukaryota, Metazoa, Chordata, Actinopteri, Esociformes, Esocidae. The transcript is spliced from 9 exons. Gene Ontology annotation, molecular function: metal ion binding. Bases 105 to 2486 code for a protein of 793 amino acids. Gene Ontology annotation, biological process: Notch signaling pathway; protein ubiquitination. The record is from RefSeq and is a predicted model, not a curated record.
CGCAGAUUUUUGUUAGGUCUGCUUUCGGUUUCACCUCUGUUUUCGCUUGAAGUGUUAAGGAUUUCCUGGCGCAUUUGUGGCUAAUAACUGCAGUUGCACCCAGAAUGUCGGACGAAGAGCCAAUGGAUUAUUCAACUUCCAGUGCUGAAGGACAUACUAGUGCAAAUGAGUACUCUUCUGUGCAUUUCAGUCAGGUUAGUCCGACAGUCUUCGCUGCUAGUGGAGCACAACAACAUUAUGCAGUAUUUGCAAACGUCCAAGAGAGUGAUUGUACAAAUUUGGACUCUCCAUGUGGAGGACCUGCUGGCACUACUGGAGACAAACAACCAAAAAGAGAUCAGCAUUCUCCUGACCUGUAUCCAGCAGAGCCUUCAGCACCUCCAGAUGAGACUACAGUAUAUGUAUGUGUGAAGUUGACUGGAGAACCACCAUUGAACUGGAAAUCAACACUACAGAAAAAUCUUCAGUCAUGGCUCAAUAAAGAAUUUGUUAAAAAGGGUGGAGUGACUAUAAACAUUCUUUCAGUUGAUGGAAACUGGGCAACAGUCAACAUAACUCCCUCAUCUGCCCUUGAAGACCUUCUGAAGGAAAAUGAAAUACAGAUUGCUUUAAAAAACAGUCUCACGACUGUCACUGUGCAGUUUCACAGGAAUGCACCAUCAUCUACAAACUCGAACCAGCCAUCAACCAGAAAAAUCCAAAUGACUAUAAAUGCUACAUUUGAUAUCAGUGACUAUUCUAAUGAAGUACAGUCGGCACUCAAGACCAAGUUUAGUCAUCUCUGCCUCCAUGAACAAUCGCUGACCAUCACUGGCAGCUUUGAUGAAGUGGAGCAGUUCCAUAAUGAGGUGACCAAGGUCAUCAAAGAAGCUGAAGCUGGGCCAGCAGACACUAGGCUGAAGGAGAUUAUUUGUCCACUCCCCCUGAUUCAUUUUAGUUAUGUAAACCAGGCCUACCGGAAGGAGAUUGAGCAAAUCGAGCAAAUAAAUGGAGUCAAAAUCAAUGCUGAAGUAAUGGUUUCCAUCGAAGAUGACCCACAGAAAACAAACAGAGAUUCCCAGCUGACCAACGCCAGUAGGGAGUUCAUUGACUUCUUCCAGAUGCAUGUAGGUGAUUUUGAUAACAUCUCCAUGCCUAUGACACAUGUGGAUAAAGGAGAUUUCAUGAAUAUGCUGAUGAAUGUUGAAAAUGAUAAGGCCAAGCUUGUACUGAAUGUGUCAGCUAAUGGUUGUGAGGUAUUCGGGCAGAAGCAGCACAUGGUAGCAGUCAGGAAAGCUUUUGGAAAAUGGCCUAUGGGCCAUGUGUCUUUUGAUAAGACCUCUGGAAUGGAUCAAAGCUCCACAGAGAAGGCUUCUGGAUCCUCUGCAAGACCAGAAACACCACAAAUGAUUGGGAGUGACAUCAAAGAUCCUCUUUUGUCUGAUGGACUGACUAUGAACGAGGCCCACUGGCUUCUGAUGAAAUUAGCCUUUGAUGAGAAAAUAACAGCAAUCAAAAGGAAAUUUGGAGUGGAUUUCAUCACAGAAAUGUCUCCAGGGAAGGUUAAAGUAAAAACCAGACCUACCAAGGGGGUAAUCUCUCUGGAAAGCCACGCAAUCAGAGCAUUAAUGCAUCUCUAUCAGAAGGCUGCCUCUUCAGCGAUGAGUUGCUGUCUCCUCGAUAGCACCCAGGCAAAGAAUGUGAAGAAAGUUUUGGCAGAGAUCCACCCUCAACACCACUGUGUGUUGGAAGGAGAGCCUACCGGCCCCUUCAGGCUGGUUGGCCUACCAGAGCAUUUAAGCCGUGCAGUCAGGGAGAUAGAAAAGAGGCUGGGUGUGUCUGUGUUUAAAGCAGAAGACAAGCAGAGGAUUGAAUACCCCAAAGAUGACAGUUUCACCCCUAUCCUACAACAACCAGAGAAUACAGGCAUGGGGGGAGCAACGGGUGGGGCUGAAGAAGAGAACUGCCCCAUUUGUAUGGAUGUAUUUAAAGACAAGCAGACAUUGACCUGUAAACACGGGUUUUGCAAAGAUUGUCUGAGGCAAGCAGUGGAAUCCAUGGGUUCAAUUUGUCCUUUGUGUAAGGAUGUGUUUGGCAUGGUAGAGGGAAACCAGCCUCAUGGCAAAAUGACCCACUGCACUAUUAAGACUAGCCUACCUGGAUUCCCUGGCUGUGGCACGAUAAUUAUCACCUAUUCUAUUCCAGAUGGAAGACAGACGAACAAACAUCCCAACCCUGGACAGGUGUUCAUUGGGGCCAGAAGAAUAGCUUACUUACCUGACAACAAAGAGGGGAAUGAGGUGUUGAGUCUGCUGAAGAAAGCUUUUGAUCAGAAGCUGAUUUUCACUGUUGGGAUGUCAAGGACCACAGGGGCAGAGAACAGUGUGACCUGGAACGACAUUCACCACAAGACCAACACCCAUGGAGGGCCACAAAAUUUUGGCUAUCCUGACCCAAAAUACCUGAGCAGAGUUAAAGAUGAACUGAAAGCCAAAGGCAUCAAAUGAAGACAAUCAUCUUCCAAUUUGAAUGGGGGGUUGAUAUGUAUAGAGUAUUUCAAAAUGUCUUGAAUUCUUGAAUUAAUAGAACUAUGAAAGAAGCACUGACAGACAGAAUAAACAAACAAGAUUAGAGAAUACCAACAUUCAGAUUAAAAAUCAAAAUAUAUUAUAAUUCACCUAUAUAAAUUAUUGCUGAAAAUGUAAUGUUUAUUUAAUUAACCAAAUCACCAUGGUUGUUAUUAGCUCAAUGCUCUCUCUGAUUUAAUAUAUUUUUAAAUGACAAUAAAGUACAUUUGAAC